GCCUCCUGAACAAAGGCGGCCAUGUUUCCAGAACUCCGUCCUCCCAUAAAUCCCGGAGCGAGCGGCUGUGAGUGGUUUGACCCUUUGAGCUGCUGACCAUCAUGCCUCUGCCCCGACGCCGCUCAUCCUUCCUGGGACAGCCGUCCUUCGAGCGACCGUCCACGUCCUCCGGCGGGCGGAUCGGUUCGGCCCCCCGAGGUGUCUCCGUGGGCUCUGCCCCCCCCGUGGGAGGGGCCUCCUGCCUGGGGACGCGGGUGUCCCGACGUGCUCUGGGCAUCAGCAGCGUAUUCCUUCAGGGGAUGAGGAGCAGCGCUGCGCCGGUGCUGCCCCGGGCAGCGGGUCACGGCGCCGCAGCUGCCGGACUGAACGGCUGCCUGAUGGAGUACAGAGACAAAGUCAGAGCUCUGGAGACACUGAACCAACAGCUGGAGGAACAGAUACGACUCUCUCUGGACCGCAAAGCAUCCAGCGCUGGAGCCUGGGGGCCACUUAGGAGGGAGUGGGAGGACGUCUACAGACAGGUCAGUGAAGCGAUCCUGGACAACGCUCGGCUGAUGCUGCAGACGGAGAACGUUCAGGCCAACGCUGAGGACUUCAAGGACAGGUUUGAGAACGAGCAGCCGUUCAGGAAGGCGGUGGAGGACGAGAUCAGCUCUCUGUACAAAGUGAUCGACGACGCCGACCUGACAAAGGCCGAGCUGGAGGAGCUGAUGGAGAACAUGAGAGCUCAGCUACGGAACCUGGAGACCAACCACGAGCAGGACGUGCGAGUCCUCUACAGUCAGAUGGCAGGACUUGAGGUGGAUGAACCUGACGCUCCCAUAGAAACCAGUCUGGACCAGAUCCUGGCCUACAUCAGGAGCCACUGGGAGAAGGUGACGGAGAGGAACCGAGCCGAGACAGACAGCUACCUGGAGUGUAAGGCGCAGUGUGUGAGCAGCAGACUAAGUCCGGAGGAGGAGCAGGUGGAGGCGCUGAAGGCCAAGUGUAACGACACUGGCUGUAAGAUCCAGAGUCUGCAGGCCGAGACCGAGUCCAUCAGAGCGCUGAGACGCGGUCUGGAGAACUCGCUGGGCGACGCCCGGCACUGGCACGACAUGGAGCUGCAGAACCUGGGCUCGGUGGUGGCCAAGCUGGAGACGGAGCUUCACGACGUGCACGGCGAGAUCGAGCAGCAGCGGCGCGACUACGACACGCUGCUGAGCAACAAGCAGCGUCUGGAGCAGGAGAUCGGAGCAUACCACGGCAUCCUGGACGGGGAGGAGAGCCGCUUCCAGCCAACAGAGAACCUGUGAGUCCACCAUCAGACCAGGGUCAUGUGACCAAACCGUCUGAGGCCAAAAAUGUCAAAGAUUAACCCAUAAACCCAUCCUUUAUUUACUGUAAACAUUAAUGAGGGGGCACCAGGGCCACCAGUGCUUCUGCUACUCCAUGAUCUCCAUGACCUCCAGGACCUCCAUGAUCUCCUGGACAUUACAGUCAUUUAGCAGAUGCUUUAUCCAAGCGACUUACAAUUCAGAUUCUAUCACAUUUCUACACCGUA
Messenger RNA from Anarrhichthys ocellatus (wolf-eel), 1543 nucleotides. RefSeq names its product beaded filament structural protein 2, phakinin (gene bfsp2). The coding region runs from base 102 to 1295 and encodes 397 amino acids. The transcript is spliced from 6 exons. Lineage: Eukaryota; Metazoa; Chordata; Actinopteri; Perciformes; Anarhichadidae. Gene Ontology annotation, molecular function: structural molecule activity. Gene Ontology annotation, biological process: intermediate filament organization. Gene Ontology annotation, cellular component: intermediate filament; cytoskeleton. The record is from RefSeq and is a predicted model, not a curated record.